GGGGCAGUAAGAUCGCGCCGGAGCCGAGCGCGCGCAGCCGGAGCUCGAGCCUCCCCCAGCCGCGAGACGCCGCCACCCCGGCCGCCGCCCGCGCCGCGAGCCCCACACCGGCCUCCCGAGCGACCGCCACCGCACGCCAACCGCCACCGAGGUGCCCGAGAAGAGCGGGCGGCAUGAGCGAGGCGGGCGAGACCACCGGCACCACCAGCACCACCACCCUCCCGCAGGGCCCCCAGGCGCCCGCGCCCCCAGGCUCGGCGCCCGGCGGCGCAACCCAGGCCCCCGCGGCCCCGGCGCCCGCCGCCCAAGUCGCGGGGACCCCGAGUGGGGACGCGGCCCCCGCAGCCGCCGGCACCGCGGCCCCCGCCUCUUCGGCCCCUGCCAGCGGCGAAGACGCGGAGAAAAAAGUUCUCGCCACCAAAGUCCUUGGCACUGUUAAAUGGUUCAACGUCAGAAAUGGAUAUGGAUUUAUAAAUCGAAAUGACACCAAAGAAGAUGUAUUUGUACAUCAGACUGCCAUCAAGAAGAAUAACCCCCGGAAGUAUCUGCGCAGCGUGGGAGAUGGAGAAACAGUGGAGUUUGAUGUGGUUGAAGGGGAGAAGGGUGCUGAAGCAGCCAACGUGACCGGCCCUGACGGUGUCCCGGUGGAAGGGAGCCGCUAUGCUGCUGACCGCCGCCGUUACCGGCGUGGCUACUACGGCCGACGCCGUGGGCCUCCCCGCAAUUACGCUGGGGAGGAGGAGGAGGAAGGGAGCGGCAGCAGUGAAGGAUUUGAGCCCCCCGCAGCUGACAGGCAGUUCUCGGGGGCCCGGAGCCAGCUGCGCCACCCCCAGUUUUACCCUCAGUUCCGGCAGCGGCGCUUCCCGCCGUACCACGUGGGACAGAACUUUGACCGCCGCCCUCGGGUCUUUCCCCAGGCCAGCAGAACGCAGGCUGGUGAGAUUGGAGAGAUAAAGGAUGGAGUCCCCGAGGGAGCUCAGCUUCAGGGCCCGGUCCAUCGGAACCCAACUUACCGCCCACGAUACCGCAGAGGGCCUCCUCGCCCACGGCCUGUGGCACCUAUUGGGGAGGCUGAGGACAAAGAGAACCAACAAGCAGCCAAUGGUCCAAACCAGCCAGCCCCUCGCCGUGGCUACCGGCGUCCCUACAACUAUCGGCGUCGCACCCGUCCUCCUAAUGCUCCCUCGCAAGAUGGCAAAGAGACCAAGGCAGGUGAAGCACCAGCUGGGAACCCUGCUCCGGCCGCCGAACAGAGCAGUGCUGAGUGACACCGGCUCCCUGGGCACCUUCACCACCAGCAGGGUGACCUAAAGAAUUGAAGACCAUUCAAAACUAAAGCAAAAAGUACACCCGCAACCUUACCAACACCAAAGAAACAUCUGAGCAAUAAAGUGGAAGACUGAGAUUUGGACAUUAGAAUGUUUACCACUAUCCUUUGAGAAACUAACAACUGCAGCAAGAUGUCAGCAAAUAUUUCCAGCCAGCUGCGAGCCCAGGAAAGAAUGAAUGUCUGCACGAGAUACACGGAGAGCGUCCUCCCCAGUUUCAGCUACUACUAGGUUUAUAUUUUUUUCCUGGUUUUUACUGUUUUGAUAAUUGAAAAAAGAAAUAGUAAUACUACAUGGGGAGAAGAACCCCAACCAAAGAAGUCUGAAAUUGUUAUAUAGUAAAUGCUUUUUUUCCUUUUUUGUUCAUUUUGGAUGCUGGUGCUAAACUUCUAAGUGUCAUGAUUUAAAAAAAGAAAAGUUUGCCCUUAUUUAUUUUUAGGAUGGGGGGAGGACAACAUUUUUGCUUUCUUUCAUGACUCUCUUUGAAAAUGUGCGGUAAAUUUCUCAGAAAUAAAAUUUUUACCCUUUAAAGGAAAA
This is a messenger RNA of Cavia porcellus (domestic guinea pig), 1865 nucleotides long. RefSeq names its product Y-box binding protein 3 (gene Ybx3). Bases 174 to 1268 code for a protein of 364 amino acids. Gene Ontology annotation, biological process: regulation of gene expression. The record is from RefSeq and is a predicted model, not a curated record. Gene Ontology annotation, molecular function: nucleic acid binding. NCBI's taxonomy places the organism in Eukaryota, Metazoa, Chordata, Mammalia, Rodentia, Caviidae. Gene Ontology annotation, cellular component: nucleus. The transcript has 10 exons.